UGGAUCCCAAACGACCCUCAUACCUGCGUGUGAGCUUGAUGCGUCGUAAAAGAUGCUCCAUGGACAAUCGGGUAAUGUGACACGACAACGGAUGUUUCCGCUUCAAUCAUGAUGACAUGGAGCAGCAUGUGGCAGAUGAUUAGUUCAUGCGUAGUGCAAUCAAUCUCAGGAGACUCUGGCAGUGGCAGGUUCAACGAAGGCACAUGUAUCUAGUCACUAGACUUCGAACUUUCUUAACAAUUUUUCUUGCUAUGCAAAUCCCAUGAUAUAUCCUCAGCCAACGUGAGAGAAUCAAGCCACUUAACAGUGCCCCUCUCCAAUGACUCCAAUCGCGGUAUAUGAGGAUGGCACAGGCCGGGAUGGCCUUAUCAUGACCAACCAUAUCAAGGGAACAGCCGCCGGCAAUUCUGUUGCAGCGAAACAAGACAAUGCAGGCAUGGUCGAUCAUGCACUCAUGCUCAACUCUGCAGCAGCGGGUGAAGUAGAUGACCUACUAUGUGUAGGCUUCGGGCCUGCGUCACUGGCCAUUGCAGUAGCCUUACAUGAUCUGCUGCAGGAGCAAGGAGGCGUUGGCAGCACGGUCAAUACUCCCAGAGUGCGCUUUUUGGAACGGCAGCCGACAUUCAGAUGGCAUGCUGGGAUGCUACUACCGGGCGCAAAAAUGCAGAUCUCGUUUAUCAAGGAUCUUGCAACUCUUCGAGAACCACGCAGUCACUUUACCUUCCUGAACUAUUUGAAACACCACGACCGACUUGUUCAGUUCACGAACCUGGGUACUUUCUUGCCUGCCCGAGUCGAAUUCGAUGAUUAUCUGCAGUGGGCGGCGUCUCAUUUUGACGACGUGGUCGAGUAUGGCCAGCAAGUGGAAUCCAUUCGUCCACGGAGAUUAGCGGAUGGCGGUAAAUACGACUGUCUGGAGGUUGUGUCGCGCGAUUUGAGGACGGGGAGCAGUGUGACUUUUCUAAGCCGGAACGUUGUCAUUGCUGCCGGUGGACGAUCGAAAAGACCUCCUCAAUUUCCUGAGUACCACGACAGGAUCCUGCAUUCAUCAGAGUACAAUACCCGGAUCGAGCAAGCCUUACCAGAAAAGGACAAAGCAUACAACAUAGCCGUGAUAGGAGGCGGCCAGAGCGCGGCAGAGGUCUUCAAUGAUUUGCAUGGCCGCUACCCCAAUGCCACCACGAGGCUGAUACUUCGAGACACAGCAUUGCGGCCCAGUGACGACUCACCCUUUGUGAAUGAAGUCUUCGACCCCGAAGCCGUCGACACGUUCUAUGAUCAGCCCAAGGGGUUUCGAGGUGACACCCUCAAACGAAACAAAGCCACAAAUUACAGCGUCGUCAGGCUUGAACUCAUUGAGAAGAUAUAUGAGCUUCUUUACCUGCAAAGCAUCAAGCAACCAGACAAAUCUCGGUGGCAACAUCAGAUUCUUCCGUCGACAGAGGUCACCGAAGUCGUCGAUUACAAGUCAACCGGAGGAUUGCUGCUGACACUGACCAAUUUGAACCCACUAGACAACAAGGCAACAGAAAAGAUGCCUGUGGACGCCAUCAUAUUGGCGACUGGAUAUCGCCGAGACGCACACGUCGACAUGCUCAAGGACUGUCAGCCCAUCAAUGCCAACCAUGAUGGUCAAUGGCAAGCCGGACGCGAUUAUGGUGUGAAGCUGGAUCCGCAACAUGUAGAAGAGGGCGUGGGGAUAUGGCUGCAAGGGUGUAACGAAGAGACGCACGGUCUUUCUGACUCACUGCUUUCGAUCUUGUCCACGCGUAGCGGAGAGCUGGUGGAUUCGAUCUUUGGCAAAGACCUGGAGAUCAAUGGUCAUGAUUCGCAAUUGUGAGUCGUGGUCCAUACACGAGGCACGACAUCCUGUGCAGGCGAGGAAUCCAUCAGGCCGAGGAACCUGAACGUAGCACAGCACAUGUAGUGACACCAGAGUUGCUGAAAGGCUGCCUGUC
Exophiala viscosa is the source of this 1958-nucleotide messenger RNA. Its product is annotated as L-ornithine N5-oxygenase. The record is from RefSeq and is a predicted model, not a curated record. Lineage: Eukaryota; Fungi; Ascomycota; Eurotiomycetes; Chaetothyriales; Herpotrichiellaceae. Bases 320 to 1840 code for a protein of 506 amino acids. Gene Ontology annotation, biological process: intracellular iron ion homeostasis. The transcript has a single exon.